AUGCCCGGCUACGUCGAGUCCAGCACGGCCGACGCCAUCGCCUGCUACACGCGGCGCCACAAGGACCUGGCAACCGGGGCGGCCAUCGAGGCGACACCGAGCGAGCCGAAGGUGCCGCUGCGCGUGAAGGCGAACCUCGUCGACGGGUUCUACGACCGCUGGACGAUGGAUCAGUGCUAUCACUCCAAGACCGGCGAGGCCAGCCACUGGCUCCUCCUCGACUUCGGGAAGCCAGCGACGUUCCGCCUGGUGAAGAUCUUCGUGCAGGCGAAGGGAGACUUUGCAGUGGUGAACGCCGCGAAGAACCUGGAGGUGAGGAUCGGGACGGAGGCCGUCAGCGCUCCGGGGGACUUCGGUUCGUACGCGCAGUUCGGCUUCUUCGUCGGUCCUGCUUCUGCGUUCGGCGAGGAAAUCGUCGUCGAGAGGCCGACGCCCGUCAGGGCCAGGUUCGUCUCGGUUCAGAAGAUAAAUGAUCCAGAAAAUGUUCAGUUCUGUCACAUUGAGGUUUAUUAG
Penaeus vannamei (Pacific white shrimp) is the source of this 513-nucleotide messenger RNA. NCBI's taxonomy places the organism in Eukaryota, Metazoa, Arthropoda, Malacostraca, Decapoda, Penaeidae. The record is from RefSeq and is a predicted model, not a curated record.